CGUAUUAUUUUAGUUAUGAACAGUCUCCAGUCAGUGGACGUAGUCUUCUUAAGGCUUUCCAAUUAUGUGAUGGAUGUGAUGCUAUUUGCCAUCCUCCCAUGAAUUUUUUUUAUGACAGCGGUUUAGGGAUUCAUGCUCUUCGGAAUAGUACUUUUAUGCCAAGACAUGUGAUGGUUCCGAUGCAUUGGUACCAUGAAUUCAAAGACUGCGAUAAACCGACAAAGGAUUAUUAUCGUGAGUUGACAAAGAUGCUGACAGUAGAUGUAAAUGGAGACAGCAAAGCUGACGUCGUGAUGACAACCUGGAGGGCAGAAGGCUUUCUUAUACAGACAUACAUAAGCAGUGGAAAUGGCUCCUUUCAUUCUGAUAUGCCACAAUAUCAGCAUCUAAUUGAAACAUCCGGCAAUGAAGGAACUCAGUUUUACUAUUUUAUGGCCGCAGUUAAAGAUAACUGGUCUGCUAAUUUCUCUGUGUUUAUGGACGACUUUUCUGGAGAUGGUGUUCCCGAUGUAACGGCCGUAUUGAUCGUUGAUUACAAUAUCGAUAACCGGAGUGGACAUCGUCCUAAAAUAAACGGAAGUCUUGUAUACAUAACAGCGGUGACUGCGAAAGCUUUAGGGGGAUGGCGUUAUGAUGCUGUUCAGUACAGCCGCAUAAUAAACGAAACAAACACAUUUUUAGACGCGGUUUCAGCAGUAAACUGUAUUUCUAUCCUAAUAGACGUUAAUCUAGAUUUUCAACUAGAUUUAGUGAUCACAUGUAGAAACAGCAAUGGAUGGAAAGUCAUGACUGCAAUGGGAGACGGCAUGGGUCGGUUUGAGGAAGGCAAAGAUAAAAUCUCGCAUCUUAGCGCCGUUACUGGUUUGGACAAAGGAAUGCCAUUGCAUUUUCAAGAUGUAACCGGAGAUGGAUCACCCGAUAUAGUUGUUGUUUAUGCAGGCUCUCAUGGUAUUGUGGCUUUUGUGUCUAAGUCCGAAGGCAAUGGUUUGUAUGGACCAUUAGUACAGCAAAUCCUUUACAGUGAUAACGUUGGCUUGGAAGGCAAUCACACAAUUCAAAUGGCCAAUUUAGGUGGAGGUCAUUUGGGACUUCUGGUAUCUAAAAUUGAUAACGCGGGAUGGUCUGUGUGGGUAUCCAAAUGCAAAGGUGAUGGCAAGUUUACUCCUGCUAUUCCAACCACUAUAUCAACGUUGCCUUUUGGCUGGGGAUUGGAGACAGCAAAACAAUUUAUUCUUGACAUAAACGGUGACGCGACCGCAGAUUUAGUAGCAAUGCGUACGCCCGGCAAACAACAAAAUGAUUACUCUCUCUACGUUGCAUACUCUCUAGCUGGAAGUACUGCGUUCAGUGCUGUUGAAAAGAUUAGACUUCCUGCAAGUCUUGUACCUGUUCAUCACCCUAAAGUAAUCGAACCGAUUUUAGUCGAUGUGACCGGUGAUGGUCGUGUCGACUUUGGGUUAUUCUAUUAUCGUCUGUGCAGAGACCAAUCAUAUUUGAACUUUGUGGCGAGUCAGGGAGCCUCUCCUCUAGAUAAAUUGACGAGACUGGAAAAUGGCUUUGGAUCGUGGACGUCGCUUCAGUACGAACCCAUGACCAGUACAUCUGCUUACUCUAAAAAAGUUUUUAACUUUUCCGUCGCUUCGGAUCCGUCCAUCAGUGUGGCAGUAACGCCACGUUACUUACUCCGAUCUAUCGAUCACGACGACGGUUUGGGUGGCACGUCUUCUGUCACGCACUUCUAUGCCGGUUACGCUGAGCACACCCGAGGUUACGGCAGCUUGGGAUUUGCUCAAAUCACCAGCACGCACUCGGAAACGGGAAUACGUCAGAUAACAGAUUUUAGUCAAGAGUUUGUGCAGAGACGUAUAGGGUUGCCUAAGCGAUUGCGCACUUUUUCUCGAAGUGGAGUUUUGCUUGCGGACCAGAACAACACGUGGAGCGUGGUCGACAUUCAACCACAGCCAGGAAAGAGCGACACUAUCCUUUCGUACAGAAUUUGCAAACAGGACCAGAAAACCUACUCAGAAACUGAAGCGGGGCGACCGGUUAGAUCAGAAACGAGAGUAACUGUUUUUGAUAAAUUUGGCAAUCCUAGUAACACAAGCUACACUUCUUCCGACGAGUUCGGUGAGUACAGGAAAGAAACUAACACUACGUAUCGUAAUGAUCAUGAAUUGAGAUGGCUCAUUGGAUUGCCAAAAACAAUUGCACAAAUAUCUAAAGUGCAUUGGAAAACUAACCUUCCGCAAGGUUUUACUAUUGAUAACAAUGAUGGGCAAGGGUUACAAACUGAUUAUAAUGGUGAUCUGUGGAUCACCAGGAAAAGCAGUGCAACGCGGGAAUUUGACAAGGAAACAGGCACUGUCACGUCAGAAACACUGUUUGCCAAUACUCCAUAUCAAGUCGUAACCAAUUCGACUCGUGAUUCACGAGGCAACGUUAUUCGUGUCGAAUCUUUGGCUUUUGGAGAAAGCAAGCCUCAGACAGUGAAUAUGGAGUAUGACACAAGUGGACGAUUUCAAGUGAAGAGUUGUGACGUUAUUGGAUUUUGUCAGUACUGGGCACAUGGAGCAGCAGGUCAAGUUCUAAGAGAGGCAACAGAUAGUGGUGAUAUUAUUAUUCAUCGUUAUGACCCUCUUAUGAGAGAGACACAGGUCAUCUCAUCUCAAGGCCAAGGAGUCAAUACGUCUCUGAUAUACUGUGAUGGUCAACCAGUCACACAAUACAACGGCAAGCCAUUGGUAGAUACGGUUUCGUGCGUUGGAUUUCCUAAUGCUGUUUAUGUCAAAGUAAUUCAGCCUAUCAUUGGUGCACCGUCUUAUCAGUAUUUCGAUCGACAAGGUAGACGCGUGGGUGCAACUCGGACCUUAAAAAAUGAAAGUGUAACUAUUACAGAAUCUACGAAGUACGACAAGUUUGGUAAAGCAGCGGCUACGUCGCUGCCAUACACAGCAGGAGAAUCUGUGACAACACUGCACUAUGGGAAAGAUGAAUUUGGACGAGUUGUCAGUGUGACAAACUCUUUUUCACCCAGUCGUAAUUUGACAAUCGACUAUUCUGGUUCGAACAUAACGUUCAAAGAUCCUCUUGGCAGAAAGCAGACACAUGUUACGAACGCUGCAGAUUUUGUGCUGAUGGUAGUCGGUGAAUUGAAUGAGCGUCUGCGUUAUUGGUAUGAUCCGGACGGUAAUCUUCAUGGAGUUCAAGCUCAUACCAACGACCAUACUACCGUCUGGCUUCUCCGUGUCGCCUACGAUGAAGGUGGACACAAGAAAUCUCUUCUUCAUCCCGACAAAGGAUAUUAUCAAAGUGACCCUAAGCAGCGUAUAAUGUACCAAUACGGACAUGACAGCAGGGGACGUCUCGUUUGGCAAAAAGACGCAAACGGAAACAACGUUACUUUUGAGUGGGAUGAGCGAGGCAGAGCUGUGGCGACACAUAGCGUGGAAGGCAGCCACUACUACGAAUACAGCAAACAAUUUCCAGACAAACUUGUAGCAGAAUACUCUGUUAAUAGUUCCUUUAAUUAUUGCCUAAACUACACGUAUGAUGCAAGAGGAUUGCUUACUCAAGUUGACAAAAAGUUUCUAUUGCUGGAUUCUUCAACUGAAUCUACAAAUGGAUGUUGGUACAAUUCGACGUUCAAAUAUGGUUACGAUUCUACUGGAAGACUGACUCGUAUUGUUUAUCCAACCGGUUUUUCCGUCAUGCUGAUGUAUGAUGAUGACAAUCGAGUCACAAAAAUAUUCGACAUGAUGGGAAGAUGUCAGUGGCAAGCACAUGAGUUUAAUCCGAAUGGUCAGGUAACUAAAGAACAAAGAGGAAAUGGUCUAUUGACGGAGUAUGACUACGAUCAGCUGUCUCACACUUUGCUUUCCAUUCGCACUUAUGGGAAAGAAAGUAACGUGCAGGACAUGAAUUACACACUAGAUUACGCGGAGAAUGUCAUUAGACGAAAAGACAAUAUAAUGGGUUUGCAGGAGAGUUUUGAAUACGAUCAGCUGAACAGGAUUACAAAAGCAACAGUACAAAACAACUCGGACGGUGUUACUCUAUUUUCGCAAAUAUUUAGAUACGACGAGAUCAGCAAUUUGAUCUCCAAAAGUGACAUCGGAAAGCUGAGUUAUGGUUUGAAAGAGCACCUACAUGCAGUCAAACAAGUCAAUCGUGACGGGAAGUCUUCUCCACCGUUUACGUACGAUGCUAACGGCAAUCGAAUUUUUGGUAACGGAACGUACAUCAGCUACAAUUCAAUGAACAAACCAGUAAAUAUAACGCGUGGUCCAUUCACUUCUAUGUUUGACUACACGCUGACAGGGCAAUUGAUGGUUCGUCGUGACAUGGUGAGAUUGUACUCUCCACAAGAAGAUAACGCUUUGCCAAACGUCACUCUGCACACGUACCGCACUACUGUAUAUGUCGACGAUCUCUACCAUGAAGAGACAACGCGAGAUCCGGUACUGAAAUCCUCUACUGUACAGAAACAUUACAUUCAGACGUACGCCGUGAUGGUUCGCGUAAUUGACGGUACCGAAAAGACAGCUAACGAUUCUCAUGGCAACGUUACAGAUAUUCAAAUACCAGGUGAUCAAUUUGUAUAUCCGUACACUGAUAUCAAAGGGUCUCUGUCGCUUGUUACCGAUGUGUUUGGUAAUACAUUACAAGAGUACAGUUUUGAUGUUUGUGGAUCUCCAAGAUCUCCUCGUACCUGGCGACCGCUAAAACGCAGAGAUAAAACAGUUGAAACCUUAGAAUUUUUGUCUCUCGAUGAGGCCAACAAUCUGUUGUCUCCAUAUCAAGGCACAGACCAGCAAGGCUACGAUGGACAUGAGCAGCUGUUAGACAUUGGAGGUGAUCUGGUUCACAUGGGAGGAAGACUGUAUGACAGCUCUCUCUGCAUGUUUACUUCACCAGAUCCAACCAACGACGAUUCGUACAGCCUGGUCGGGUACAACGCGUACGCAUACGGACGGUUCAAUCCGCUGAGUGGAUCUGAUCCCAGCGGAUACGGAUUCUUUUCGUCGAUAGGACACUUUUUUAGCGGCAUUGGUCACUUCGUUGCUCAUAUUGCUGAAGGUGUAGGUAAAUUUAUAGUUCAUAUCGUCGACGACGUGGCAAAGUUUCUUCGAAAAUUUCCAAUUGUUGAUGAUAUAAUUACAAUUGCCAUCGAUGUAAUUGCCACCUUAACGGAACAGUUCUGGAUUGAAUCUGUUUGGACUGUCAUCAACGACAGAAUUCGCGGAUCGAGCUGGGGCGACGCCAUUAUAGACGGCCUCACCAGUAUCGCCACAGACGGUCUCGGUUCAAUCGAAAAGGACGCAACGAGAGCUGAAAAGUUGCUCAUCGAUGCUGCUAAGGCGGGACUGAAAGCCCUCGGUCACGGCGGAAAUAUCUUUGAUGGACUCCUAAUGGGAGUUGUUGGAUCUGUUGCUAGCGACGUAGCUGGCGUGAUCGACAAGGGAGUGUCUAACUUCUUUACGAUUUCAUACAACAAUAUUCCCUACCUCAUGCUCGACAUUCACGGUUUGGCAUCGAAGGCCAUCGAAGGAGCCAUCAACGCAGCAGCAAGAGAUGCUAUCAACGGAAAAUUUGGCGACAUUUUGAAAGACACGUUACAAGGAGCUUGGAACGGAUUCAAAAAUGCCUUUGUGCAGCAGUUGGAUAAAAGAAGCAACGAACACAGCUUACUCCCUUUACUCAACAAGUGGGUUGCUAAACAAGUUCCUCUUAUUAGCAACGUUGCACAAGACUUUGAAAAGGUGACCAAGUUUUUUGGCGGUGUAAGAAAACCCAAUCACUACGCACAAGCAACGAUUGACAUUCGAACGGACGUAGACCGAACAGUUCAAAGUUUUGCCAGACACUUUGCGAAGAGUUUCAACCUUCACACACAUGCAGUUUACUUUCAGGCCCAGGGAAGUGCCGAUUUCUUUUACAUGCACAAGACGCAACUGAUGUAUCUGCAUAUACAAGUAGACGCAGAGGCUACCGAAACUUGGAAGCGGCAUCUCUAAUACCAACAAGGACACAACGUGAAUAUUUAGUGUUUUUAAGUGUGUCUUGGUUUAUAGUUGGAUAUAUAUUAUUGGCGCGCUGUUGCACGUGUAUUGUGUUGCCACCAUUGAUUGCUAUUGCUGGCCAAACAGCUAAAUAUGUUUGUGAUUGCAAUUAAUUUCGCUGUAGCUCAUCUUUUAAUUACGGCUGCAUGAUUUGAUGGACUUCGUCUUUUAGUACGGUACCGUCGCUAAAUGUGUGUUGCAAGCAGCAGUUGUCAAUGGAAUUUUGAGUGAAGAAAUUCA
Molecule: messenger RNA, 6299 nt
Organism: Corticium candelabrum
Lineage: Eukaryota; Metazoa; Porifera; Homoscleromorpha; Homosclerophorida; Plakinidae
Exons: 1
Coding region: 99-6014 (1971 amino acids)
Source: RefSeq, a predicted model, not a curated record